This is a messenger RNA of Notothenia coriiceps (black rockcod), 10417 nucleotides long. RefSeq names its product leucine zipper-EF-hand containing transmembrane protein 1 (gene letm1). Bases 259 to 2583 code for a protein of 774 amino acids. The record is from RefSeq and is a predicted model, not a curated record. The transcript has 16 exons. NCBI's taxonomy places the organism in Eukaryota, Metazoa, Chordata, Actinopteri, Perciformes, Nototheniidae. Gene Ontology annotation, biological process: intracellular monoatomic cation homeostasis. Gene Ontology annotation, molecular function: ribosome binding; calcium ion binding. Gene Ontology annotation, cellular component: mitochondrial inner membrane.
CGUCAGUCGGGAGCCGGGUUCGGUUAGCUGUCAUCUGCGUAGAAGGGAAGGGCAUGACAUGGACCGAAAUUUUCCGGUGUACAGUUAUCCAUGCGUAGUAGCUUGUUAAAAGCAAACAAGUAUUUUUGGGGGUGUUAUUUCUUCAUGUGACAAAGUUAGCGGUUUAUUUCGUAUUGACUACGCACUGGCUAGCUAGCAGGCUAACUAGCUCUUAAUUUACUGUAACUGUUUAAAGGAGUUCAAACAGAAAGCCUCCGCAUGGCGUUAAUCCUGUUGACGAGGUCCCGGGCACCUUUAAUGAAAACAUCCAGGUCGUUGAAGAACGAAUUCAGGAAAAGUAAAGGGAAAGUACAAGAUGGUGCCUGUUUCAACUGCACAGCGCUCAGACUCUCCAGUCAAAAACUUGAUGGGCUCCGGCUGGGCAGUUUGGCCCAGGCCUCUCCCUCUGGCCCUUCCCUCCUCCUGUCAGAUGGGUACGUGGGCCCCAGCCAGAGCCCGGACUCCCAGCGCCUCCACUGUGCUUUUAUGUUGGGGGCCUCCUCUUCAGCGUACCCCGCCAUCACAACAGGGCCCCAGUGGACGUUAGCCCGACCGCAGGACAUCCGAGGUGUGAGGUGGAUUCACACCUCGAGGAGGAGAUGGGACGACUCCAAGGUGGAGAAGUCCCUGCGUAUAUUAAAGGACAAGAAAAAGACGAUGGAGGAAGGCGGGCCGGUGUACAGCCCCAUGCAGGAUUCAGAGCGCGUGAGGAGGUCCGUCCGACAGUGGAUUGUAGACGAAGUCAAACACUACUACCACGGCUUCAGGCUGCUGUGGAUCGACACCACCAUCGCUGGGCGCAUGCUGUGGCAGGUGCUGAACGGACACCCGCUGUCCCGCCGAGAGAGGAGACAGUUCCUCAGAACAUGUGCCGACGUCUUCAGGCUGGUGCCCUUCCUGGUGUUCAUCAUCGUCCCCUUCAUGGAGUUCCUGCUUCCUGUAGCUCUGAAACUCUUCCCCAACAUGCUGCCGUCCACCUUCGAGACAAAGUCAAAGAAGGAGGAGAGGUUAAAAACGGAGCUGAGGGUCAAACUGGAGAUGGCCAAGUUCUUGCAGGACACCAUCGAGGAGAUCGCUCUGAGAAACAAAGCGGACCAGGGCAACGUGACGGAGGAGUUCUCCACAUUCUUCCAGAAGAUACGGAACUCCGGGGAGCGACCCAGUAAUGAGCAGAUCAUCAAAUUCUCCAAACUGUUCGAGGACGAGCUGACUCUGGACAACCUGACCCGGCCUCAGCUGGUGGCUCUCUGCCGGCUCCUGGAGCUCCAGUCCAUCGGGACCAACAACUUCCUGCGCUUCCAGCUCAUCAUGAAGCUCAGGGCCAUCCGUGCCGAUGACAAGCUGAUAGCAGAAGAAGGGGUGGAGAGUCUGAACGUGAACGAGGUGCAGACAGCCUGUCGCGUCAGAGGGAUGAGAUCUCUGGGAGUCACAGAGGAACGACUGAGAGAGCAACUCGUCCAGUGGUUGGAGCUGCAUCUGAAGCAGCAGAUCCCCACCUCCCUGCUGCUGCUGUCCCGAGCCAUGUUCCUCCCCGACACCCUGUCCCCCGCCGACCAGCUGAAGACCACCCUGCAGACGCUGCCCGAAGUGGUGACUAAGGAGGCCCAGUCGAUGAUGGCAGAGAUGGAGCGCUCCAAAGUGGACAAUAAGGCGAAGUUGGAGACGAGGCUGCUGGAGGAGGCGGCCAUACGCCAGGACAACAAUGACCGCAAGAACGAGAGGCUGGCCGACGCUGCAGAGAAGGCUGCCAGGGAGGUUGAGUUGGAGAUGGAGGCGGAGCCGGUUCAAGCUGACAAGGCGGAGACACUGAGGGACACGGCGCCGGUCAUAGAACCAGUCAAGUACGAACAGUGGCAGACAUUCCUACGCUACCAGGGUGAGGAGAUCACCAAAGAGGAGAUCGACAUGUUGAGUGACGCAUGCUGUAAGCUGAAGGGCCAGAAGAGGCUGCUGACUCUGGAGAAAGAGGAACUCGAAGACCUGAAGGACGACGUCCAGGAAUACAACGAGGAUCUGGAAGAGAUAAAGAAGGAGCUCUCUAAGACCGGACAAGAGAAAGCUCUGGAGGAGUCGAAGGCGAGCCAGCGUCUGUCGAAGAGAGUGAACCGAAUGAUCGGUCGCAUCGGUAAGAUCAUCGGAGAGCUGGAGAAGGACAAGGUGAUCCUGGACGGACAGAUGGAGAGUGGAACAACCCCACCUGUAGGAUUAUUCUUUAUUAGACAUAGGGAUACCCGAAGUGUGUUCUACUCCUUCAGGGAGAACCUCAUCAGCAUCGACGAGCUGAUCAGCGUCAUGCGACAGAUCCAGAACAUUCCUGAGCACAAGCUGCAGAGCAUCGCCGAGUCGCUCGACGACAACAAGGACGGGAAGAUCGACAUCGACGACGUCAUCAAGGUGGUGGAGCUGAUCGACAAGGAGGACAUCGACAUCUCCACCUCUCAGGUGGCGGACAUCAUGGUGAUGCUGCAGAAGGAGGAGAAGCUGAUAGAGAAGGAGAAGGCCAAAGAGAAGGCUGAGAAGGAGGCAGCCACUUUCACUAACUAACUUUUUCCAUAAAGACACAUAGCGAUAUAUAAAUACAAAAAAGACACCACUGACUGGCUCCCGGUCAUAGAAAAGUCUUCACAGCAGAUCGAUGUGGACGACCAUUAAGAGAGGUAACCGUUGCCUUCUCAAAAUGUCCGGAAAAUAACAUAAAAAUCAUAAAAGAAGGCAAAUUGCCUUUAAAAAGGCACAAAAUCUAACUUGAUAAUGUUAAACGUUUCUGUACUAAUCAUGUAAUAUAUGUUGAUUAUAUGUAACUUAUAUAUCAAUGAGUUAUUGAUAGAGGGAACACAAUGGUUAAUAUUCCAGCAUGAGAGAUGGCAAAAGAGGAAGUUGUUUAAAGAUUAUGUUUGGAAAAAUAUAUAUUAGGGAGAAAUAUUGUUUAAAGUUUGAGGUGAACCUUCUUGCCUUUUCCUUUCUGUCAUCUCACAGAUCAUUUCUGGACCCUUCUCAGUCAUCUUCAUUUCCAUCAUUUAUUUAUUUUCCUCUUUUGAUUUUGUUCAUUCAUCAUGCUCUCAUAUUGUAACCUUUUGUUAUUUCUUUCUGAACGGUACUUGCACGGGGUAGCUUUUUGCUUGCUUUAGUUUAGUAUGGUGGCUGCUAACAAAUAUAUAAUCACACAAAGAAAAUCCACCAAAAACAUAAAAUCAUGCGUGAGAUUAAAAUAAUGCUAAUUAUUCAAUCUAAUAAUAAUAAUAAAAAAUCCUAGCUUUACGUUAAUCAUUCCCAGUCAAUCAUAAGUAAAUGGAGGAUUCAUGUGUUGGAUGUUAAUGACUAAAGCAUCAAUAUUAAAAACUACUGUACUGGAUUUUAUUUUCAUUUUGUACUUAAUAUUUUGUCUCAUUUUAGCAAAGCUCUUCAUAGUCAUUCUUGUGUAUUCCCAAUAGAUCUCUGAUAAAUGCCAAAAUUGCACUAUGGCACAUUUAAUCAUAGCUUUUUGAUUCCUAAAACCAACAAACAAACAAAGCUGUUUCCUCAGCAGUAAGGACAAUGCGUAUCUUGACACAAAAAAAGCCAAACAAUUGAAAUAUCAGUCAGUUGUGUAGAGUAGAAAAGUGUUUAAGUUUUUUUCUGGCUUCUGUCUCGGAAAGUAUUUUGCAGUUGUUUGGAGGUUGUCUGCUCGGAAGGUGGAAGUAGUUUAUCUGCAACUAGUUCAUUUUACGCACGUGAGUAGUGUGAUAACUCGUAAUCCUGACCUCCAUAGCUUGAAUACUAAGUGACCUUUGCUUGACAGAGAUAUUAUGGAUCACUGUAUAUUUUUUGAGUACUGUACGCUAGAUAGUCUUCACAGAGGAUUUACUUGAUGUAAUUUGGGCUGAAAGAAGCUUUCUUGUAGUUGAAGGUGGUUAGAGGCACACACUGAGUUAUUUAGCACUGCAGCCAUGAAUGUGUGGAUUGUAAGCAAUCAUUUCAGUUAAUAAUCAAGUCAACUACUGAGCUGUACGUCCCUUUUCAACUGUGUCCACACUGUGUUCACACUGUGUCCACACUGUGUCACACUGUGUUCACACUGUGUUCACACUGUGUUCACACUGUCCACACUGCAGGCAGCCUGGCCACUGCAUUUUUGACAACACAUUUAAACAAGUGCUGCAAUUAAUAUUUAUUUUGAUUUUAUUUGAUGCGUUUUGUUUAAACGUUAAUCUAUAAAAUGUCAAACAAUGGACACGAUGACGGUUUCAAAUGAUGAUUUUUAGUCUGUCCAACACCCAUAAUCGGGGUUUGGAUUCAAUUGGUAAAAAUAAAACAGGAAAAAUUCGCAGAUUCUUAUCUUUUAGAACUUGGACACAGCCAUUGUUCAUUCAUUCAAUGUUUGCCUAAUUGAUGUCUUACACAAGUACUAUAUUUUCAAAAUGGAGGUAUCUCUCAAUCCGCUCAUUGUUUAAUUGAAUACUUUCAGCACACUGAGUUGUUUGUCUCGUGUGAUCCCACAGUAAAGGGAAGAUUUAGUGUUGGGUACUCUGUGGUGGAACAAACACUUUUUCCUCCACGGUAACCAGAGAGGAGCUCAGAUGUAAACGUCAGAAGACAAAGUGGUGCUUGAGAUAGCGCUGAGAGGACGGCGCUUCAUUUAAAUCUGUUCCCGGAAUCCGCUGUCAUACGUGUGCGUGAUUUAGAGCUCGUGGUGCUCUGUCCCGGGUCAGACCCAGCGCUGCAGUCACUCUGAUGGGUGCUGAUGGGUAAACACUCGCCCCAUACAUGGGCCACAGCCAGCUCCUCUGGAGGGUUGUGUUUAUGUUAAGAGACGAUCCUGCGGGACAUGGCAUGCUCUGCUCCGCAUAAAUCAGCCGUCGGUGUAAACACGUCGCAGGAACGCUGUGACAACGUCUCUAUUACACUUGGCAGCAGAGAGGGGUGUUUGUGGUCGGGUCGGAGGUGUGUGUGUACGUCAGCAGCACUGCCACUGUUUCUAGGCACCGAGGGGCCAAAGGACUGGGGGUAUAUGUGUGAUAGUGAUAUAUACCAGGGCAUCAAGGUCUGGAGAGGAUUGAAAUGGUAUGUGUGUUGAUGCAGAGCGCUCCAGGAAAACUAAAUGUAUUAAUCUGUUAAUCAUUUAAUCUGUAAAAAGUGAUCUGUCAGCACUCAGGUUUUUGUCCAAACAACAGUCGAAAACCUCAAUCAUUUGUAUUUACAAUCAUUAAUCUAAACUGUGUUUGGCAUGUUUGGUGAGCGAAAUAAUUAAAAACAAGCUAUCUGUUAUUUUCUGUCGAUGAACGAAUUAACCAACCAUUUCAGUUCUAAAUUCUUUCCAUCUUCAAGGUAAUUUGUUUGUGUUACAAAGCCCAAACAUUUUACAAAAUUAUAGGAUAUUCAAUAUAGAAGCAGAAAAUGAAAAUGUGCUAAUUCUUACACGUAAGAUGGUUGCAUAUAUGAUCAAACAAUUGUAUAUUCUCGCAAAUAUUGUGCUACUAAAGAGCUAUAAAAUAACUUCACACACUGGUCCUUUUGACAUUAUAUUUCGGACAUGCUAGCGGGAUAUGAUAAUCUAAAAUAAAAUAACCUAAAAAUGCAUUCAUGAAAUUCUGGAAAAAACAAUACAUUUUGUAUAAAAAACAACAUAAAGGAACCUUUAUAUGAAAGCAGAAUGCUACAUGACAGUCAACAUUUAAAAAAGUUUGCCUAUAUUUACAAAACCUCUGCAGGCGUGCGUGGUGGUUUGUGAUUGUGUGUGGAGCGGAGCAGCGUUCAAAGCUCACCGCUGGCAGCAGUGUUGCACUACGUUUCAGAAAAGUCUUUCUAAAGGAGGAAGAGAGGAGGGUUGCCGUUGGCAGCAGAGGCAUUUUGACAGCCAUCUUGUUUUUCAUUGGAAACAAAGUCCAGUAUGCAGGAGUCUAGUUUUUUUCUCUUUUGGUGACUUUCAUUUGACAUUUUAGACUCAUUGGAAGAAGAAACAGCAGAUUUGAGCUCGCUGUCUCUGACUGUCCUCUGCUAAGUAUUUCCAAUGUGUAAAUGCACUAUUUGUUUUUGAUACCGCAGGUGUGUGUGAACUGUUUGGACUCAGGCUGUGUGAGCUGCUUUGUCGCCAUCUACGAUAUAAAAACCGUCCUUAAAGAUUCCUGUAGAGUUUGAGGAGUUGUAUGCUAGAAGAACAAAUACUUAAAGCAAUAAGUCAUGAUGCAUCAUGUACAUAACUUUGUAUUUUCCUUUUUGAGGCAGAGGUGUGUUUGAUUGUAAAAUAUGUAAUUUAGAGUCAGUUAGAAAAAAGGCUAACCAAAAAGUGAUGUGUGGUUUUUGAUAGUCUGCUUUUUUGGGAGGUGAUGCACUAGUUGGUGAUUAUUGUAUGGAACUAUAUAUUUUUAAGAAUCCACUUUUUCCAGGAAGCUACCUUUUUGUAGGAUCUUUAAAAAUAUAUGAGAUUUAUCUUUGGGUGGAAGUAGGGGGAAAAGGCAGCUGGAGACUGAAACCAGGAUCAGGAGAGUUUUAAAGUCAGGGAAACAUGAUGAGGAGGAGGAGGAGUCUAACUGGAGCAACUAUCAGGUUCAUAAUCAGGUGUAGAAAACUUUAAACAUUUUAAUUAAUAGCGCAUCCGCCAUCUUUUAUCACGAGUUCAGGUGUGUUCAGGCAGAAGGCUAAGCAUAUAUUCCUCACUUUUCUACCAGUUUCAAAUGUAGAAAAUACAUAUAUAUUCAAGAUUUGUUUGCAUGUGUGGAAAUGGAAAGACGCAUUUUUUUAACAUUUCUAUGCGCCGAAAAUAAAAUGCCUUCUGUCUGAACCGGUCUGAACACACUGUAAAUAAUUAAUUUGACAUGUUUAAAAUCCCCCGUGUUGGCUAGCCGCUUUUAGUUUACAUGAUAUUAAUCCCAAACAAUAAUCAAAUUAAUUCUAAAAAAGAAAUGUAGGAAUCCAGUGUUGAUCUUUUAAGUUUGAAUAGGCUAACAUCAGAGAAAGAAAUCAGGUAACAUCUCAACUCAGUUUGAAAGGUGCGGUGACAUCAUGCAGUAUAAAAGAUAAAGCCUGCUGGAGGUUUAGUUUUGAGAUAAUUGUUAUUUAUUUAUUUAUUUAAUCAAAUUUUGCAAUGUUUUUUUUUUUUUCUUCAUCCAAAUGUGGAGAUAUUCUUUAACAACAUGACCUGAUAUCAGAAUUUAGUUUGACUAUCUUGACCCUCAAAUGACUAUCUUGACUCUCAAAUGUAUGAAAAGCUUCAUUUAUUUUUAAACACAGAUCAAGUGUUAAUGUACAGCAACUUUUAAAAAUGAAUCAUACAUGUUGAAUAAAUUAUGGAUGAUCCUGGAUUCUCUUUUUUGUUUGAUUUUGUUUUCCCAUCACUCAUGCUUUGUCUCAUUUCCACUCAGCCAUUUUAGGUUGUGUCAUCUCUAAAGCUCUCCAUGCAGACAUUCUCUGUGUUUUGUUAUCCCAAACCUUCAAUCUUGACAUCACUGCCUCUCCCCACAAAGCCUCCGUACUCCACAGCUGGAGCUCAACCCAGCUAAAAUGUUAAAGUCUGAAUGUUAACAGAUUAAAGUAAAGUACACAGACGCAUCGAGGCCAUUAGAGAUCUUGUUUUUAAGUCCUUAUGGACACUGAACGUCCUGUGAAACGCCAUCAUUGGCCAGGCUGACUUCCUGCAGGUUUCUGUUGAAUAUUUAAUCAUUUUCUUUGCAUUAAUGGCAAAAAGAAAAAUAAUUUUAUUUUGGCGGUGUGUCCCUGCUUAUGUGAUGCUCUGGAACAGAUCCAAACAAAGCCUGAAAAAACAGAUACACAACAUUUAAUGAGUACAGUUUAACAUGUGAAUACAGGAAGAGUGAGUCUCAUUCCUGAUUGGGUAGCAGCAGAAGAGGCAGAGAGCGUGUUAACCAAUGGUAACUAAUUGCAUAAGCGUUACAGCCUUGAGUAUUCCUUGUGUCUUCUUAACAGAGGUUGAGAAGUAAUGCACUUAUUUUUCACUGUAUAAAGCUAAUGGUAUCUGAAAGUGGAUCCCAGGAAUGUAUAAGGUUUGCACAGGUAUGUUCUGUAAAUAGUAAGUAGAGGUAUAAUUGUAUAUAAGAUUAAAUAGGGGUUGUUUAAGGGUAGAAUUCUGCAAAAUGAAACCUAUGGGUGUCAUUUUUAUUUGGUUUGGAAAAUGUUGGAUUUAUUCAGAUGUUAGGAACACUGCGGUUCAUACUCAUUAUUUCCCCGAGGCCUAAAACAAUUAAUCACAUUUAAAGUCGCAGGGGUCUAAAAAACAUUUCUGGUGUUCGCUGUCAGUCCUUCCUAAAAAAACAUGAAUAUUAUGAAUGAAGCUUUUUCGUCGGCUUUUCAUGCCCAUAUAUACGUUUGACACGUUUACCCUCCUUUACUCCAGUUUGUUUUGUCUUUUGUUUCAAUUUCAUCCAUUUUCCAUCGGGUUUACCCUCAUAUUCAUAUAUCAUGAAAAUAUGUCAAUAUCUAAUGGAGAUGUUAAACAUUUUGCACAAGUUAAAUGAACCUUUUCUAAAGAUUCAAAUAAUAAUAAUAAUGGCCCUUUUGACUCCUAAAACGGAUUUUAAGAAAAUGUUCAAAUGUAAUUCCUAGAAGUUUGAUAAAUAUGGGCUCGGGAUGAGAUGUUUACACGAGCGAAACGUAACGGGAGAUUCAGUGUAGAAAAUACUAACUAAGUGAUCCUCAAAAUAUAUUUAAGUUAUUUUUAAAUAAGGGUGGAGAAGGGGAGUUUAGUCCUGGGACUCAGCUCCCUUAAGUGGACACUUGAAGCAGCAGAUUGAGGUCCUCACUGCUGUAUAAACAAAAUGUGGACCUUCUUUUAAAGUAGAAUUUUACUGUAAAUAAGUUAAGGAGCUUGCUAGAUGUCUCACUGUGCAGCACUUAGUCCCAUCGCAGACUGCAUGCUCAAGUAGAAAAAACAUUAAACUCUUCUAUCGGUGUGAAACCUGAGUCUGUAUACAUGUAUUUGUAUAUUUCACAUUUUGGGGUGUUUUCCUGAUGUUGGAUCUCAGCUGAGAAACAACACAGACUUUUCUCACAGCGUCAGUGUUCAUAGUGGCUGUAAAGUUUUCUCAAAUAUGUAAACUGACUGGGUGUGCUUCACUCAGAUACUUAAGAAAAUAACUAUAGGAAUCCUAAAAGCCAAGAAGAAGAUUGAGAGGAAGGGGUGACUUGUUUUGACUCAAAAGUCCUCUCCUCACAGGUGCUUCAUGCUUUGGACUGUAACUUAUUUCUUCUGGAAGUCACAUAUUUUUUUGUUUUUUUUAACAUCAAUGCCUGAGGAUCAUUUUAUUGACCACAUCCAAGUCCCCGUGGUUGAUUAUGUUCUGUUAUGGUUUCUUAAAACCAGUUGUCAUGUUGGUUAUUUUAUUCUUUUAACCACAUUAACUGUUAACAUCUUGUUUGAAAAAAGAUUGCGGUGUCGAGAAAUGUUUGGUUGAUUAAUCGUUUCUUCCAGAGCAUCAUUUUUUUUUUUUCUUAGGGGCAAAACGUCAUUUUAGAAGUGAACAUUUCAUAACAAAACAAUGAGUUAUUUAUUAUGAAACAUGAUUUCCCACCCAAUUUUGCCCCAACAAUCAACUGUACUUAACUUUCUUGGAAACAAAACUUUUAAACAAACUAUUUUAAAGUUGUUAUCUUCAAACAGCUUAAAAAAAGAAGGCAAUGCAACUUUAUUUGUAAAGCAGCUUUCCUACAUUGAUCAAUUCAAACUGAAAAACACACAAGCCUAACUCAACCACAUUGGUGCUCACAGAUAAUGUAAUGCCUUCCAAGUCGUGCUGGUUGGAAAGCCCCCCCCCCUCCCCCUCCCCCCCCUUAAUUACAUCUUAAGGGCUUUAAAAAAUGCAAUAAUGAUAUUUAUUAAUAAGGUGUAACGAAUGUACAUUUUCAAUGUAUCACUUGGUGUUAUGACCAUACUCUAUUUACAUGUUCGAGUUGCUUCAUCAACCUCUAGUUUUUGCUUCAGGCUUCUUCGGUUUAUUUGUGUUGGUAUUUCAACACCAUGUUAAAGAUUUUGGAAUUUUCCAUCUGUCACGACAUCUGAAUGUCCUGUCUGACUACAAAGAGCUGGGGAGAGUAAAACAGUUUGGAAAUCAUACAAAACAGGAAACAAAAGCCGUUGAAUAACACAGAAAAGAACAUAGUGUCGAUCAUCAAUGUAAAUCUUCACACAGAUGCAGAAGUUUAUAAAAGUGAAAAGUGUUUAUAGUGAAACCACACUGUUGUCUGCUUCAGUAUAAAACUCACAGUGCUGUCUAAAGGAACAUCUGGAUGGUUCGCCAGCUGCUGUGAUCACGCUGUUAUUCACAUCGCUUGAAACAAACUGCAAUACAUCUCUAUACAGCUGCUGUCUGUGCUUCUGCCUUCAGUAGUACUGGUCUAUUCUAUCUGUUAAUGAAUAUAACCCUUUUGAAAUAAACACAUACUGAUACUU